This is a messenger RNA of Daphnia carinata, 513 nucleotides long. RefSeq names its product peptidyl-prolyl cis-trans isomerase FKBP2-like. Gene Ontology annotation, biological process: protein peptidyl-prolyl isomerization. NCBI's taxonomy places the organism in Eukaryota, Metazoa, Arthropoda, Branchiopoda, Diplostraca, Daphniidae. Gene Ontology annotation, molecular function: peptidyl-prolyl cis-trans isomerase activity. The record is from RefSeq and is a predicted model, not a curated record. The coding region runs from base 68 to 484 and encodes 138 amino acids. The transcript has 3 exons.
CUGUAACCGUUUUAGCUUCAGUCCCGUCUGACAGUUAAAGCAAUCGAUAACAAUUCAUUCAACUAAAAUGUCUCCCAAAAUCGUGCUAUUUUUGUUUGCGUGCAUUGUAGUUGUGGUGUUAGCUAAAGAUAGCAAAUCAAAAAAACUCCAAAUCGGUAUCAAGAAACGCGUUGAUAACUGCACUGUCAAAUCCAAGCGAGGAGAUCUUCUUCAUAUGCAUUAUACGGGCACGCUGGAGGAUGGAACUGAAUUUGACAGCAGCAUUCCUAGAGGUCAACCUCUGACGUUCACCUUAGGUUCUGGACAAGUGAUAAAGGGAUGGGAUCAAGGGUUAAUGGGGAUGUGUGAAGGAGAAAAGAGAAAACUGGUGAUUCCAUCUGAAUUAGGAUAUGGGGCAUCUGGAGCACCCCCAAAAAUCCCAGGUGAUGCCACCUUAAUAUUUAAUGUGGAAUUAAUCAAAAUUGAGAGAAGAGAUGAUUUGUGAGGCCUGCAAAAAUAAACCUUUGAUUUAGA